Thermothielavioides terrestris NRRL 8126 is the source of this 348-nucleotide messenger RNA. RefSeq lists its product as uncharacterized. The record is from RefSeq and is a predicted model, not a curated record. The transcript is spliced from 2 exons. Lineage: Eukaryota; Fungi; Ascomycota; Sordariomycetes; Sordariales; Chaetomiaceae. The annotation marks the transcript as partial. Gene Ontology annotation, molecular function: methylated-DNA-[protein]-cysteine S-methyltransferase activity. Gene Ontology annotation, biological process: DNA repair.
CUCCUCACCUCCCCGCGCGGCACCCCCUUCGAGCGCGCCGUGUGGUCUCUCACCUACCAGAUCCCCGCGGGCUCCUUCAGCACCUACGCGCUGCUGGCCGCCCACCUCCGGUCCUCGCCGCGCGCCGUGGGCAACGCCCUGCGGCGGAACCCCUUUGCGCCCGAGAUCCCCUGCCACCGCGUCGUCGCAACGGGCGGCGGCCUGGGCGGGUUCAAAGGCAAGAUUGCGCGGCGCGACGGCGAGGGCAUCACGCUGGCCGAGAAGCGGGCGCUGCUGCGGCGCGAGGGCGUGCGGUUCGACGCGGACGGCGCCAGGGUGCUCGGCACGCCGUUUGCGGGGUUCGUCUGA